UGCUUUUGAAAAUUUCACAUCAAAACUGAUUAGCACCAGUCAGCCAGUCAGCCGCAGCAAAAAACUCGACCAGAGGGCCAGCCAAGCUCUAUCGUGUGUGGCGUGUGUUCGUUUCUAGAAAAAGGUAUCACGACGGUUUUGAAUCAUACGUCCCCGUAUUCCGCGAAUCUUUGGUGCCCGUUCGGUUUUCGUUGCGGAUGCUGGAGGAUCUGGGUGCGACCAGCAAGCUGUUAUAUCAAAGGUGUUGUCUUCCGGUGGAAAAUUUUGACUCGCGAAACCCCCGACUUGGUGUAGAAGCACGCAAGGGAAAAAAUUAUCGAUCGAUUUCACCUCUGCUGUUAGGUCUUGCGAGAUAUGGCUCGCUAGCUGAUGGGGCAUCGCCUUCUUCGAUGCAAAUUCUGUUCGAGCAGGGGCCUGAAAUUCCUGCAAAAAUAGUGCAUUAGAAUUCCGGAAGGAAUAACGAUUUUUAAGGAUAAAGUUGGUUCUAUUGGUAGGUGAAGAGCGAAAAUUAUUUUAAAAGCGCUUGAAUGGGCGGUUCUGAUUUCUCAAGUGCUUCUGCAGUUGUGUAAAGGAAAAGGCAAAAGAAAACUGCAUAGUGGUGGUUAUUUCAUUUAUGUAGAAAGUGAAGCUACAGUAGGGAUUUUUUUUAAAUAUUCUGCCGAAUGUUAGUCAUCUACGAAAUUGUGUAGAUAAAAAUACACAUUGCACCUCAACAGACCAAGGAAUUCGUCACUUGUCACCCUGACAUUAAAUUCGGUGUGUUGCGGCCGAAGCAAGUAUUCUGUCCGGUGAAUUGUUGCAUCUAGAGGUAACCGAUGUUGAUAGACUUACAAUGAAUGGUUGACUAUAACGAUUGAGACUGUGAAACUUGAGCUCAUGGAUUAUGUAACGCAGUCAAAAAUAAUCACAGUACAAAAGCAAACUCGCAAUCCAUCCUGAAGGAAUCAUGUUAGCCAGCAGCAGCAGCAGCAGCCAUCAUCGUAGUCCUUCGGAAGAGACUGCGCAUCAAACGUGACUCCCAAUCCUGGUCAAGUGUGUUCCCAUGGUAAACAUGGGCUAUUACUAGUGGUGCGGGUUGUGAUACUCGAUUUGGACCAUCCGGUGGACAGAUUAGAUAGUGAAUCAUUGUACCAAUUGAAGUGUUCAAAUAGCCCCAGUGUUUAGAGUAGUGCACUAAGCUGAGAGCUGUCGAGUCGAGUGCAAGAUCUUUAGGGUAUCAUUGAUUGGGAAAAUUUCCCAAUUGGUCCAGUAUUCGAGCAGCAGAUAAGAACGGGGCAGUCAUGCUGAAUUCCAUUUCGAAGCAUUUGCUUCACUGUGCCCUGCUCAUAACGUUGCUGAUUCUGUUCGAAGUUUUCUCCGGUGGUAUCAAAGUCAACGAGGAUAGUUUCGUAUCGAUCGAUCCAUGGGAGGAAUACGGCACGAUACCAACGAUCCUGCUGUACACACUGCGACUGCUGACGUUCCUCACACUGCCUCAGGUGUUGUUCAACUUCUGCGGGCUGGUUUUCUACAAUGCCUUCCCGGAAAAGGUAGUCCUCAAGGGAUCGCCACUGCUGGCGCCCUUCAUCUGCAUCCGAGUGGUGACACGCGGUGAUUAUGCGGAUCUAGUCAAAUCGAACGUUCUGCGGAACAUGAAUACCUGCCUCGAUACGGGGUUGGAAAAUUUCCUCGUCGAAGUCGUGACCGAUAAGCCGGUAAAUCUGCCGAAGCAUCGACGCACCCGGGAGAUUGUGGUACCGAAAGAUUACAAAACGAAAACCGGGGCCCUGUUCAAAUCGCGUGCCCUCCAGUACUGUCUCGAAGACACCGUCAACGUACUUAACAACAACGAUUGGGUGGUCCAUCUGGACGAAGAAACGCUACUUACGGAAAACAGCGUCCGGGGCAUCAUUAACUUUGUGCUCGAUGGGAAGCAUCCCUUCGGCCAGGGACUGAUCACAUACGCAAACGAGAAUGUCGUCAACUGGUUGACCACGCUGGCCGACAGCUUCCGGGUGUCGGAUGAUAUGGGCAAGCUGCGGUUGCAGUUCAAAAUGUUCCACAAGCCGUUCUUCAGCUGGAAGGGCAGCUACGUAGUAACUCAGGUACAUGCCGAGAAGGCGGUCUCGUUCGACAACGGCAUCGACGGUUCGGUGGCCGAGGACUGUUUCUUCGCGAUGCGCGCCUUCGCCAAGGGCUACUCGUUCAACUUCAUCGAGGGCGAGAUGUACGAGAAGUCUCCGUUCACGCUGCUGGACUUCCUGCAGCAACGGAAACGCUGGCUCCAGGGCAUCCUGCUGGUCGUCCACUCGAAGACGAUACCGUGGCGGAACAAGCUGCUGCUCGGUAUUAGCGUGUACUCGUGGGUCACAAUGCCCUUGUCGACCUCGAAUAUGAUCUUCGCCGGACUGUACCCGAUUCCCUGUCCGAAUAUGGUGGACUUCCUGUGCGCGUUCAUUGCCGGCUUCAACAUCUACAUGUACGUGUUCGGGGUGAUCAAAUCCUUCUCGCUGUACCGAUUUGGGGUGGUCAAAUUUUUGGCCUGCGUCCUGGGGGCACUGUGUACUAUCCCGAUCAACGUGGUCAUCGAGAAUGUGGCCGUGAUCUGGGGCUUAGUUGGUAAGAAGCACAAAUUCUACGUGGUGCAGAAAGAUGUUCGAGCGCUCGUGACGGUUUAAAUUUCCUUGAGGUGAGCGGUGGGCCUGCAGUUGGAUUGCACGUUUUUCCCUCUCGAAUUUCGAGUAGCUUUAAUGUGAACAUCUACUCUUUGACCACAGCAGAUGAGAGGGCAAGCGUGUCAGAUCUGUCCGGUCCCGUAGAUGUAUUAUUACCAGAUUAGGUUUUCAUGAAUUUUCUGUAUUUUACCGAAAAUUUACCCAGUCAACUGUUAUUAUCGUAGAAGAUAUGUCUGUUCGAUAUGAUUUCGUUUUCUGAACUUUCAGAAAACCAUGGCAGUGUAUUUCGGGGAGAGUUAGGUUAUAGCGCAGAUAGUUUUGUUUUGCGAACGUCUUUACUAGAAUCGACAAAUAUAUUAAUAUAAAUGAAGUUCUGAAUGAGUCCUCGAUUUGAUGUUUUGUUUUUUUCAUCUUUAGUUUCCUUUUGUUUUCGGUUGUCAGUUUGUAUGCACGGGGUGUGAUUUGCGCGGUUUUUUGUUGUUAUUUAUUUUUCUAUGUACAUUUUGCUAAGAUAGGCUUUCAGCGUGUACUGUUAUCAGAUUUGAGAACUAUGUUCUCCAACGUGUAUAAUUAUAGUUUGUUGCAAUUUGCAAUUGGCUCUUUCUUAAUCGGAUACUAUUCGAUACUAAUGGUUACGAAAUAAUUCGUGCGACAUUGAUGGAUGCGAACACAACAGGCAACAACUACUCAAUCAUGCUGAUAAAUUUUGGAGCAUUGAGAAUCUGUAGUUUACCAUAGUUUUAACUUUCGAAGAUUUGCUUCUCAAAUUUUAUAAACACUUGUUCAACUACAGUCUUAUUAUACUUUUUCAUGGCUUCAAAUUAGUGUUUUUUGCUUUGUUAAAAACAAAAAAAUCAACAAAUUGAGCAGCUUAUAAUUUCGCAUGAUUUGGUAAUGAUUUGCUUUUGUCGUUCCCAUAAAUUCGUUGUCUAGUGUUAUGAUUCGAAGAACUCUCAAAAACUAUGUUUUUGCCAUAUGCCUUAACAGCUAUCGAUUUCGAAAAAAUACAAUCAUCAAAGAUUCAUUAGAGCGUAGAACAAGAAUGAAGCGCGACGACACGUUUGUAUAGCGCAUUCACUAACGCUUAACAACAGCGAUUCUCAACUAUAGGUUUCCGUCUUUCAUUGUAAAUCAGUGAGUCAGCUGAUGCAAUCGAAUUCAAAAUACUACUUAUUCUUUGAACUUAAAAAUGAACCAGCCUUUGGAUACCACACAGAUUUAUCAGACAGAUUUGAAUAAAACAUCGCCACAGAAAGCUGAACUUUGAAACGCGUAUGAAUCGAUAUUAAAAAUAAUAAUGAUUAAAAAUAUAAAACUACAAGCAACCAUAACUUAAAACAAAACACCCACGUCCACACACGUUGUUCACUAAAAUCUACUUUAUUUUUAGUCGAUAUGAAGUAAAAUAUUCGAAUCUAAGAAGAAAAACCUAUUAAUUAGAGAAAAAGAAAAUAUUUGAAACAAAAACCAAACAAAAUCUUUAAAAAAGUAAAAACAACCGCAUUAUGAACGCGCUAUAGUAGCAUAUUGGAUUGGAUUGGAGUCGUUAAUCGUGUUAAAUCGAGUUAUGGAACGAACGAAGGAAAACAAAAGAAAAAAACUCCCCCAAAAUAACCAAACUAUAUAGGAGAAUGGAUUUUGAAACUUACUAGUAAUUUUACAGACACGGACAAAUGCUGAGAAAAUGUUAUUCCACAAAGUUUAGUAUCGAUACAUAUAAGCUUAAGCCAUUGUUUCUAUACAUUUUGCGAUAGAAACGCGAUUCAUGAAACAUUUGAUAUGAACGAAGAAAAAAACACAUUGUGUAGAAGUAUGGAAUAAAGUAUAAUUAAAUUAAACCUAGAAGAAAAAAAUGAUACAGAAAGCAUACACACACUUAUGAAAAAAAAAACAAUUCAAC
This is a messenger RNA of Uranotaenia lowii, 4554 nucleotides long. RefSeq names its product beta-1,4-mannosyltransferase egh. Gene Ontology annotation, molecular function: beta-1,4-mannosyltransferase activity. Lineage: Eukaryota; Metazoa; Arthropoda; Insecta; Diptera; Culicidae. Gene Ontology annotation, cellular component: cytoplasm. Bases 1281 to 2657 code for a protein of 458 amino acids. The record is from RefSeq and is a predicted model, not a curated record. The transcript is spliced from 4 exons.